AUGGGAAACAGCUGCUACAUGGUGGUAACUGUGCUGCUGGUGGUGGGCACCAAAAGGACGAGAGCCCUUCAGGAUUCCUGUGACAAGUGUGAGGCCGGUACCUUCUGCAAGAAAGACAAUCCAGUUUGCUCCAGCUGUCCUCCAAGCACUUACUCCAGCAGGGGUGGACAGCCAUACUGCAACAUCUGCAAAGUGUGUGUAGGUUAUUUCAGGUUCAAGAAGCCUUGCUCCCCGACCAGUGAUGCAGAGUGUGAAUGCACCGAGGGACUCCACUGCUUGGGGCCAAAGUGUGCCAGGUGUGAAAAGGACUGCAAGCCAGGCCAGCAGUUAACAGAGCAGGGUUGUGAAAACUGUGGCUUCGGGACAUUUAAUGAUCAGAACGGUGGUGGCAGCUGUCAACCCUGGACAAACUGCUCUCUAGUUGGAAAGUCUGUGCUUGAGAACGGGACCAAGGAGAAAGACGUGGUCUGUGGGCCCGCUUUGGCCAGCCUCUCUCCAGGUAAAAGUCAGGUGGUUGUUCUAUUGCUAUUAAGUAAAAAAGGAGGGUCCCCCUUGCAGGCCCUCACCGUGUUCCUGGCGCUGACAUCAGCCAUACUGCUGUUCCUGAUCUUCAUCAUUCUCGGGCUCUUGGUGGCCAGAUGGAGUGGCAAGCAAUUCCCCUAUAUAUUCAAGCAACCAUUUAAGAUGGCCGUUCGAACAGCUCAAGAGGAAGAUGCAUGUAGUUGCCGAUUUCCAGAGGAAGAAGAAGGAGGAAGCUAUGAGAUGUGA
This is a messenger RNA of Onychomys torridus (southern grasshopper mouse), 768 nucleotides long. RefSeq names its product TNF receptor superfamily member 9 (gene Tnfrsf9). Gene Ontology annotation, molecular function: signaling receptor activity; cytokine binding. Bases 1 to 768 code for a protein of 255 amino acids. NCBI's taxonomy places the organism in Eukaryota, Metazoa, Chordata, Mammalia, Rodentia, Cricetidae. The record is from RefSeq and is a predicted model, not a curated record. Gene Ontology annotation, cellular component: external side of plasma membrane. Gene Ontology annotation, biological process: negative regulation of cell population proliferation; apoptotic process. The transcript has 7 exons.